CGCUAACUCAUUGGUGAAUAGUGACGAAAUUCAUGUGUGAGGUGUUUUUUGUUUUGGUGCAAAUUUUGCUGUUUUUUGCGGAAAUUCUCAACCAAAAAAUGCUGGACAAGGUGAAACACAUAAUUCUGGUACUAUCCGGAAAAGGAGGUGUUGGAAAAUCCACUGUCAGCACACAAUUGGCCCUGGCUCUUAAAGAAUCCGGAUUUAAGGUGGGCCUCUUGGACAUUGAUCUCUGUGGCCCCAGUGUCCCCUACAUUUUGGGCCUGGAGGGACAGGAUGUCCACCAGUGCGAUGAGGGUUGGGUGCCCGUUUAUGUGGACAGUGAGAAAAGCCUUGCAGUAAUGUCAAUUGGUUUCCUGCUAAAAAAUCGUGACGAUCCGGUAGUUUGGCGAGGCCCCAAGAAGACAGCAAUGAUCAGGCAGUUUCUCACUGAUGUCCACUGGGAUGAGCUAGACUUUCUGGUGAUUGACACUCCUCCAGGCACGUCAGAUGAGCAUAUAACUGUAAUGGAGUGCAUGAAGGAAGUGAAAUGCGAUGGAGCUGUGCUGGUGACGACUCCACAAGAAGUGGCAGUUGAUGAUGUCAGGAAAGAAGUGACAUUCUGCCGAAAGACCGGAAUUAAAAUCUUGGGAAUUGUAGAGAAUAUGAGUGGUUUUGUCUGUCCACAUUGCUCAGACUGCACGAAUAUUUUCUCAACGGGAGGUGGAUCAGCCCUUGCAGAAAUGGCCAAAGUACCCUUCCUGGGAACCCUUCCAAUUGAUCCCAGAGUGGGAGACUUGGCCGGAACAGGGAAAUCUUGCCUCAAGGAACUCCCAGACAGCCCUACAUCAACAACUUUCAGAGAAAUAGUCUCAAUUUUGAGCAAAUGAUCUCUUUAAUCCAGAAAACAAUAACAAAAUUGUAUUUUUUUUGUACAGAAUUAUACCACAAUAAAUUUAUAAAAAUUUCAAGGGGA
Phlebotomus papatasi is the source of this 955-nucleotide messenger RNA. RefSeq names its product cytosolic Fe-S cluster assembly factor NUBP2 homolog (gene Nubp2). Gene Ontology annotation, molecular function: 4 iron, 4 sulfur cluster binding; ATP-dependent FeS chaperone activity; ATP binding. Bases 33 to 869 code for a protein of 278 amino acids. Gene Ontology annotation, cellular component: cytosol. The record is from RefSeq and is a predicted model, not a curated record. Gene Ontology annotation, biological process: iron-sulfur cluster assembly. The transcript has 2 exons. Lineage: Eukaryota; Metazoa; Arthropoda; Insecta; Diptera; Psychodidae.